Messenger RNA from Vicia villosa (hairy vetch), 417 nucleotides. RefSeq lists its product as uncharacterized. Bases 1 to 417 code for a protein of 138 amino acids. NCBI's taxonomy places the organism in Eukaryota, Viridiplantae, Streptophyta, Magnoliopsida, Fabales, Fabaceae. The record is from RefSeq and is a predicted model, not a curated record. The transcript has a single exon.
AUGCCUAUGUAUGUUAAAUUUAUCAAAGAUGUUAUCACAAAGAAGAGGAUAUUUGAAGAUCAAGAGGUUGUAAACGUGAACUCGUGUUGUAGUGUUAUAAUUCAAAGAACUCUACCGAAGAAAGAAAGCGAUCCAGGAAAAGUUAAUCUACCGGUGACAAUUGGAAGUGUCUAUGUCGGUAAAGGGUUGAUAGAUUUGGGUUCUAGCAUUAAUUUGAUACCAUUAUCUCUUGUGAAAAGAUUGGGAAAUAUAGAGUUGAAAUCUACAAGGAUGUCUUUGCAAUUGGCUGACAAGUCCACCACUCAUCCUAUAGGGAUUGCGGCAGACUUGUUAGUUAAAGUUGAUAAAUUCUUUUUCCCGGUCGAUUUUGUGGUGAUUGAGAUGGAGGAGGAUUAUGACACACCUCUAAUAAUUUGA